Messenger RNA from Abrus precatorius (Indian licorice), 2778 nucleotides. Its product is annotated as alpha-xylosidase 1-like. The coding region runs from base 1 to 2778 and encodes 925 amino acids. The transcript has 3 exons. Gene Ontology annotation, biological process: carbohydrate metabolic process. Gene Ontology annotation, molecular function: carbohydrate binding; hydrolase activity, hydrolyzing O-glycosyl compounds. Lineage: Eukaryota; Viridiplantae; Streptophyta; Magnoliopsida; Fabales; Fabaceae. The record is from RefSeq and is a predicted model, not a curated record.
AUGAUAUCCCUUAAACAAUUAACUGCUCUUCUUCUAACAUGGCUCUUAUGUGUGGCAGAAGGAGCAAGCAUUUCUUCUCCCAAUGCCACCAAAAUUGGGCAAGGUUACCGUCUUGUAUCUAUUGAAGACACCCCUGAUGGUGCUAUUGUUGGGCUCCUUCAAGUUAAGCAAAAAAACUAUAUUUAUGGCCCUGACAUUCCACUUUUACGCUUUUAUGUAAAGCACGAGACUGAGAACCGUUUAAGGGUACACAUUACAGAUGCAAGGAACCAAAGGUGGGAAGUUCCUUACAACCUUUUACCAAGGGAGAAACCACCGGUAUUAAAGCAGAAUAUUAAGAGGUCGAAUAAGAACUCAAUAUCAGUGUCAGAGUACUCUGGCUCUGAGCUGCUUUUUAGCUUCACUUCAGACCCGUUUAGCUUUGUAGUGAAAAGAAAGUCCAAUGGAGAUACCCUUUUUGACUCCACUUCUGAUGAUUCAGACCCAUUUAGCCCAUUGGUCUUCAAGGACCAGUACCUUGAAAUUUCUACCAAAUUACCCAAAGAUGCUUCUUUGUAUGGUUUGGGUGAGAACACACAACCGCACGGGAUCAAACUGUAUCCAAAUGACCCUUACACUUUGUAUACCACUGACAUAUCAGCCAUUAAUCUAAAUGCUGAUCUAUACGGGUCACACCCUGUGUACAUGGAUCUAAGAAAUGAAGGUGGCAAAGCUUAUGCCCAUGGUGUUCUGCUGCUGAAUAGUAAUGGAAUGGAUGUGUUUUACAGUGGAACGUCUCUGACAUACAAGGUUAUUGGAGGGGUACUCGAUUUUUAUUUCUUUGCUGGGCCCACUCCUCUUAAUGUUGUGGAUCAGUAUACUUCUUUCAUUGGCAGACCAGCUCCAAUGCCUUACUGGGCUUUCGGAUUCCACCAAUGCAGAUGGGGCUAUCACAACCUAUCUAUUGUGGAAGAUGUUGUGGAGAAUUACAAGAAGGCUAAAAUCCCACUUGAUGUGAUAUGGACAGAUGAUGAUCACAUGGAUGGCCACAAGGACUUUACACUCAAUCCAGUGAACUACCCUCGUCCAAAGCUUUUAAAAUUUUUGGACAAAAUACACAACAUUGGCAUGAAAUACAUUGUCAUCAUUGAUCCCGGAAUUGCUGUUAACUCCAGUUAUGGUGUAUAUCAAAGGGGUAUGGCUAAUGAUGUUUUUAUCAAGUAUGAAGGCGAACCCUACAUGGCUCAAGUUUGGCCAGGAGCAGUAUAUUUUCCUGAUUAUCUCAAUCCAAAAACAGUUUCUUGGUGGGGUGACGAGAUUCGUCGCUUCCAUGAACUUGUCCCUGUUGAUGGCCUAUGGAUUGACAUGAAUGAAGUUUCGAAUUUCUGCACUGGGAAAUGCAAAAUUCCAGAGGGAAGGUUGUGUCCACUUCCAAAUGGAAAUGUUCCUAAUUCCACAUGUUGUUUAGAUUGCAAAAACAUCACAAGCACACGGUGGGAUGAUCCUCCAUACAAAAUCAAUGCUAGAGGAGUAAAGGCUCCUAUAGGCUUCAAAACUAUAGCCACUAGUGCAGUUCACUAUAAUGGUGUGUUGGAAUAUGAUGCUCAUAGCCUUUUUGGUUUCUCUGAGGCCAUUGCAACACACCAAGCCCUUCAGCAACUUCGAGGAAAAAGGCCAUUUGUUUUGUCUCGCUCCACUUAUGUAGGUGCGGGCAAAUAUGCUGCACAUUGGACUGGUGACAAUAAGGGCACAUGGGAGGACUUAAGGUACUCAAUUUCUACUGUAAUCAAUUUUGGAAUAUUUGGCAUGCCAAUGGUUGGUUCAGAUAUAUGUGGUUUCUACCCUGCACCCACUGAAGAGCUUUGCAACCGGUGGAUUGAGGUUGGAGCUUUCUACCCUUUCUCAAGGGAUCAUUCAAGCUUCAUCUCCCCUAGACAGGAGCUUUACCAAUGGGACUCAGUAGCUGAGUCAGCUAGAAAUGCUUUGGGUAUGAGAUAUAAGCUACUGCCAUAUUUGUACACCCUUAACUAUGAGGCUCAUAUUAGUGGAGCCCCAAUUGCUAGGCCUCUUUUCUUCUCAUUUCCAACUUACACCGAGUGUUAUGGCCUCAGCACUCAGUUCUUACUCGGUAGCAGCCUAAUGAUUUCUCCUGUGCUUGAACAAGGAAAAACACUAGUUAAAGCACUCUUUCCUCCCGGAACUUGGUAUAGUUUGUUUGAUUUGACAAGUGCCAUUGUAUCAAAAGAUGGAAGCUAUGUUACCCUCGAUGCACCCUUGCAUGUGAUCAAUGUGCAUCUGUAUCAGAAUACCAUUCUUCCAAUGCAACAGGGUGGAAUGGUAUCUAAGGAUGCUAGAAUGACACCCUUUAGCCUCACUGUGACCUUUCCAGCUGGUGCAACUGAAGGAGAAGCUAAAGGAAACCUAUUCCUCGAUGAUGAUGAGAUACCAGAAAUGGAGCUUGGAAAUGGGUAUGCAACCUACGUUGAUUUCCAUGCAACCAUCAAAGAAGGAACUGUGAAAGUUUGGUCACAAGUCCAAGAGGGCAAGUUUGCUUUGGAUAAAGGUUGGAUUAUUGACACAAUCAACGUGGUGGGAUUAAAUGGAAUUGGAGCAUCAUCUACCAUUAAGAUAGAUGGAGAGCCAUUGAUGGGUGUGUCAAAUGUGCAAGUUAGUACAUUUCAACAUGAGUACCUGUAUGGCCUGGGAGAUGGAGAACAGAAGACAGUGAUGGUAGUGUUGCAGGGCUUGAACAUCCCUGUAGGUCGAAAUUUUGCUAUUACCUGGAAGAUGGGAUCAUAA